UCUUCCCUGCUCUAUUUACCUGUCAAUUAAUUCACAAACACAAACCAAAGGAAUUGACCAACGUCUCAUUCGGAACCAAAAAAUCUGCAUUUACUCUGCCCAUUUUCCUGUACGUAUAUCCUUCUGUGUACGUAUAGGUAUUGGGAUGAUGGAACAGAACCACGUAUUGUUGUCGGCAUUGAGCGUCGGCUUAGGAGUCGGCCUCGGUCUGGCCUCCGGCUCCACGUUCGGCCGAUGGACCUCUGCCUCUGCCGCCGCCGCCGAAGGCGUCACCCCCGAGGGAAUACACCUCGAACUUCUCCGAUUGGUUGUUGAUGGAAAGAGCUGUGGAGUUUCCUUUGAGGACUUCCCAUAUUAUCUCAGUGAGCGAACGCGUCUCUUGCUAACAAAUGCGGCUUAUUUUCAUCUUAAACACUUGGAUGUCUCUAAGCACACUCGAAAUCUGUCCCCUGCAAGUCGGGCUAUAUUGCUCUCUGGACCUGCAGAACCAUACCAGCAAACGCUUGCUAAGGCGCUAGCUCAUCAGUUCGAUGCCAAGUUGCUGCUCCUCGAUAUGGCCAACUUUUCGCUUAAGAUCCAAAGCAAGUUCGGUAGCAUCAAUAAAGAGACUUCUCUGCAGAGGUCCAUCUCUGAAGUAACAUUUGAACGAGUGACCAGUUUUCUUGGUUCGUUCUCUGCACUUCCUGCAAGAGAGGACGACAGAGCAAUCAAAAAACCUCCACAGCAUCGGAGAGCUUCCUCUGUCUCUUCAGAUAUGAGCAGCAUCAGUUUACAGUCAUACUCUUCAAGUGCAGCUCCUUCUAAACGCUUGAACAGCUGGAGUUUCGAUGAGAAGGUUUUUGUGCAGUCACUUUAUAAGGUGUUGGUUUCACUUUCUGAAACCGGUUCUAUAGUUCUGUAUAUCCGGGAUGUUGACAGGCUAUUUCUCCAAUCUUCUAGACUAUAUAAGAUGUUCAGUAGAAUGUUGAAGAAAUUAUCAGGAUCAAUCUUGGUCCUUGGUUCCCAAAUGUUGGGCCUUACCGAGGAAUCAAGGAUAGUUGAUGAUCGGAUUAGUCUGUUAUUCCCUUACAAUAUCGAGAUCAGACCCCCGGAAGAUGAAACUAAUCUUCCAAGCUGGAAAGCUCAGCUCGAAGAGGAUAUAAAGAAGAUCCAGUUUCAGGAUAACAGGAAUCACAUUUCUGAGGUACUUGCUGCAAAUGAUCUAGAGUGUGAUGAUUUAGGAUCCAUCUGUCAUGCCGACACCAUGCUUCUAAGUAACUACAUCGAGGAAAUCGUAGUUUCUGCCCUGUCAUACCAUUUGAUGUCUAGCAAGGAUCCCGAGUAUCGUAAUGGGAAGCUUCUCAUAUCAUCAGUCAGUCUGGCACAUGGAUUAAGCCUUUUCCAAGAGAGGAGGAAGUUUGGCAUAGAUACCCUUAAAUUGGAGAAUGCUGCUGGAUUAAAGCUGGGGAGCAAGAGUGCACCGGAGAAAUCAGCCGGUUCAACAAAGACUGAUGCUGAGAAUGCAUCAGCCAUUAAGGUCCCGGAAGUACCUCCAGAUAAUGAAUUCGAGAAGCGGAUUAGGCCAGAAGUCAUCCCUGCAAAUGAGAUCGGAGUGACAUUUGCCGAUAUUGGAGCUCUGAAUGACAUCAAGGAAUCACUUCAGGAGCUGGUGAUGCUUCCUCUUCGAAGGCCAGACCUAUUCACCGGUGGGCUUCUCAAGCCUUGCAGAGGCAUACUGCUCUUUGGCCCUCCCGGGACAGGAAAAACAAUGCUGGCAAAAGCCAUUGCCAAUGAAGCUGGGGCUAGCUUCAUAAAUGUCUCAAUGUCAACAAUCACUUCAAAAUGGUUUGGGGAAGAUGAAAAGAACGUCCGAGCUCUCUUCACUCUUGCAGCCAAGGUUUCCCCUACCAUUAUCUUUGUCGAUGAGGUAGACAGUAUGCUCGGGCAGAGAACAAGAGUAGGAGAGCAUGAGGCGAUGCGGAAAAUCAAGAACGAGUUCAUGUCACAUUGGGAUGGGCUAAUGACAAAAGCUGGGGAGCGGAUACUUGUUCUUGCAGCAACUAAUAGACCAUUUGAUCUCGAUGAAGCCAUUAUUAGGCGGUUCGAGCGCAGAAUUAUGGUCAGCCUACCUUCAGUAGAGAACCGAGAAAUGAUAUUGAGAACACUGUUAUCCAAGGAAAAAGUGGAAGUCCUAGACUUCAAAGAGCUUGCAGUCAUGACAGAAGGCUACAGUGGAAGUGAUCUAAAGAAUUUGUGUGUAACAGCAGCUUAUAGACCAGUCAGAGAACUCAUAAAGCAGGAGAGAGAGAAGAAGGAUAAGGUACUUCAAUUUCUUACAAAAGGAUCAACUUUUAACUCUCAAUACAUCAGUUUUCCACUAACAGCUUUGCUUACUCAGGAAAAGAAGCAGAUAGAUGAUGCGGAGAGCUCUGAGUAUGAUUCUGCUUCCAAAGAAGAAACUAAAGAGGAAAAAACAAUAUCAUUGAGGCCCUUAAACAUGGAAGACUUUAAGCAGGCCAGGAAUCAGGUUGCUGCUAGUUUUGCUUCCGGGGGCUCCAUAAUGGCUGAGCUUAAGCAAUGGAAUGAUCUCUACGGAGAGGGGGGUUCGAGGAAGACAGAGCAGCUAUCUUACUUCCUCUAGAACAUCGCAAGUUUGCGUGUCAAAACAUUCAACGGUUUUUAGUUCUUGUCGAACGUUGGAAUUGCUUGAGAUAACCACGGGAUUUGGUCUGCAUCAGCCUCAGGGGAUUUUUAAUGUUUUGAUUCGUGUUGGAUUUUGCAGUUUUUACAUGCUUAUUUGUGAAAAAUGUAGGCUUGGAUACAGUAGCUGUAAAUAAUGCCAUAUAUAGAACAUCCAUGCGGAUUUAGCCAUUUGUUAUUCAUUUGUGUGAAUUUGAAUUAAUAGUAGUAUGAAAUAUCAGAUUUAUCAAAA
This is a messenger RNA of Salvia splendens (bonfire salvia), 2911 nucleotides long. Its product is annotated as peroxisomal biogenesis factor 6. The transcript is spliced from 13 exons. Gene Ontology annotation, molecular function: ATP hydrolysis activity; ATP binding. Gene Ontology annotation, cellular component: mitochondrial outer membrane. The record is from RefSeq and is a predicted model, not a curated record. Lineage: Eukaryota; Viridiplantae; Streptophyta; Magnoliopsida; Lamiales; Lamiaceae. Bases 146 to 2620 code for a protein of 824 amino acids.